Molecule: messenger RNA, 2966 nt
Organism: Aricia agestis (brown argus)
Lineage: Eukaryota; Metazoa; Arthropoda; Insecta; Lepidoptera; Lycaenidae
Gene: mAcon1
Product: probable aconitate hydratase, mitochondrial
Exons: 15
Coding region: 180-2546 (788 amino acids)
Biological process (GO): tricarboxylic acid cycle
Cellular component (GO): mitochondrion; cytosol
Molecular function (GO): 4 iron, 4 sulfur cluster binding; aconitate hydratase activity
Source: RefSeq, a predicted model, not a curated record
UCUGUGAAUUCUAAAAUAUUCCGCAGUUGCGGUGGUAGUGUGUGUCUAGGAUUAUAUAAAAAUCUACAAGGCUUUGCAUACAAAGUGGUCACAAUUUCGUUGAAUCCAUGAAUGCUAUAGUACUUUAAAUAAGUGGGUAGUCUAAAUAAUUGUUAUCGUUAUACAGAGGUCCAGCAACCAUGGCUCACUGUAUGAGAGUUUUGCAUGGCCAGGGUAGCAGGACGCGGCUUGCGCUCUUGGAAAUUCAGCAAAGAUGCUUCAGCGUCUCUCCCCUUACCGCCGCAGCGGCCCAGGUCGCUAUGUCCAAAUUCGACAAGGUGCCCUUACCUUACGAGAAAUUGAGCCAGAACUUGGAGAUUGUCAAGAAGAGGUUAGGCCGUGAUAUGACAUUGUCAGAGAAGGUCCUCUACUCCCAUCUCGAUGACCCUAAAGGACAAGAAAUUGAAAGAGGCACCAGCUACCUUCGCCUGCGUCCUGACCGUGUCGCUAUGCAGGAUGCCACCGCACAGAUGGCCAUGUUACAGUUCAUCUCCUCUGGAUUACCCAAAGUGGCUGUGCCUUCUACCAUCCACUGUGACCAUUUGAUUGAAGCCCAGAUCGGUGGAGAAAAAGAUCUUGCCAGAGCUAAGGACAUCAACAAGGAAGUGUACAAAUUCUUGGAAACCGCUGGUGCUAAAUACGGUGUGGGUUUCUGGAAGCCCGGCUCCGGUAUCAUCCAUCAGAUUAUCCUGGAGAACUAUGCAUUCCCUGGUCUGCUGAUGAUCGGCACUGACUCUCACACACCCAAUGGUGGUGGUCUUGGAUGCCUUUGCAUUGGCGUGGGUGGUGCUGACGCCGUGGACGUGAUGGCCAGCAUCCCCUGGGAACUGAAGUGCCCCAAAGUCAUUGGUGUUAAGCUUACUGGUAAGCUGAAGGGCUGGACGAGCCCCAAGGACGUGAUCCUCAAGGUGGCCGGUAUCCUGACGGUGAAGGGUGGCACCGGCGCCAUAGUGGAGUACCACGGCCCUGGAGUCGACUCCAUCUCCUGCACCGGCAUGGCUACCAUCUGCAACAUGGGUGCCGAGAUCGGCGCCACCACCAGCGUGUUCCCCUACAACUCCCGUAUGGAGGCCUACCUGAAGUCCACCGGGCGCACCGACAUCGCCGCCACUGCUAACUCCUACAAGAACCUGCUGACCCCAGACGCUAAGGCGCCCUACGAUCAGGUCAUCGAGAUCGACCUCUCGACCUUGGAGCCCCACGUCAACGGACCUUUCACCCCUGACCUCGCCAACCCCAUCUCGAAGCUGGGUGACGCUGCUAAGAAGAACGGCUGGCCGGUCGACAUCAAGGUCGGCCUUAUCGGCUCCUGCACCAACUCCUCAUAUGAGGAUAUGGGACGAUGCGCCAGUAUUGUUAAGGAGGCACUGAAACACGGCGUCAAGUCCAAGAUUCCGUUCAACGUGACACCCGGCUCCGAGCAGGUGCGCGCCACUAUCGAGCGGGACGGCAUUGCGCAGACGCUCAGAGACUUCGGAGGCACCGUGCUGGCCAACGCCUGUGGUCCUUGCAUCGGUCAAUGGGACCGCAAGGACGUGAAGAAGGGCGAGAAGAACACCAUCGUGACGUCAUACAACCGCAACUUCACCGGCCGCAACGACGCCAACCCCGCCACGCACUGCUUCGUCACCAGCCCCGAGCUCGUCACCGCGCUGUCACUCGCCGGUCGUCUGGACUUCAACCCACUGACGGACGAGCUGACCGGCACGGACGGCAAGAAGUUCAAGCUGUCCGACCCCUUCGCCGACGAGCUGCCCACCAAGGGCUUCGACCCAGGCCAGGACACGUACGAGCAUCCCCCGGCUGACGGCAGCAAGGUGCAAGUCGACGUAGCUCCCACCUCCGAUCGUCUGCAGCUGUUAGAACCGUUCGACAAAUGGGACGGCAAGGACCUCACCGAUAUGACCAUCCUAAUCAAGGUGAAGGGCAAGUGCACCACCGACCACAUCUCCGCUGCAGGACCCUGGCUGAAGUACCGUGGACAUCUAGACAAUAUCUCCAAUAAUAUGUUCAUCACGGCCACAAACGCCGAAAAUGGCGAGCUCAACAAAGUCCGCAACCAGGUGACCGGCGAGUGGGGGGCGGUGCCUGCGACCGCGCGCGCGUACAAGGCCGGCGGCGUGCGCUGGUGCGUCGUCGGCGACGAGAACUACGGCGAGGGCUCCUCCCGCGAGCACGCCGCGCUCGAGCCCCGACACCUGGGCGGCCGCGCCAUCAUCACCAAGUCCUUCGCGCGUAUCCACGAGACAAACCUGAAGAAGCAGGGUCUUCUACCGCUGACGUUCGCGAACGCGGCCGACUACGACAAGAUCAAACCCGACGACAAGAUCUCGCUGCUCGGACUUAAGGACCUCGCCCCCGGCAAGCAAGUGGAGUGCGAAAUCAAACACAAAGACGGCAAGACUGAGCGCAUCAAGUUGAACCACUCGAUGAACGAGCAACAGAUCUCGUGGUUCCGCGCCGGCUCCGCCCUGAACAGAAUGAAGGAGAUCGCCUCCGGGCAGUAAGCACUAGCACCUACCAGGGCCUCAGGCAAAAAGAACAAUAGUUGGAGAUGAAGAACAUAUUCUGAAGAUCGAGCCAUGGUGUUUGGCGGAUAAAAAAACGUUUAAACAGCGCUUAGCAAUCACCAUUUUGCUAACAAGCGAAUUUUCUGCCAACUCAAUUUUUUAAUAUUACAUUCUGAGGCCCCAGUAUAUGUACUUAUCGAAACAAUUACAGUAUUCAGUGCAAUCACUUAGUCAAAAAUAGUGCAUUUUAAUAGAGAAUUUUGGACAAUACCUAGUGCCGGCGGUAAAGAAUCUUUUUAAUUAGAUUAGUGAGAAAUGUAUUAGAAAUAAGUAUCUUUCUGAUGUUAUAUAUAUCCAUUUUUUUGUUUUAUUUUAUGUACAUAAUGUAUAAAAUAAAAUUUCGGCCUUAUUAAAUUA